Formica exsecta is the source of this 2060-nucleotide messenger RNA. RefSeq names its product DIS3-like exonuclease 2. Gene Ontology annotation, biological process: miRNA catabolic process; mRNA catabolic process. The transcript has 5 exons. Gene Ontology annotation, molecular function: 3'-5'-RNA exonuclease activity; RNA binding. Gene Ontology annotation, cellular component: exosome (RNase complex); P-body. The record is from RefSeq and is a predicted model, not a curated record. Lineage: Eukaryota; Metazoa; Arthropoda; Insecta; Hymenoptera; Formicidae. The annotation marks the transcript as partial.
ACAAAGUACAAUAAGAUUUCAGCAGAUGAAAAUGAGGCACAAGCUGCAUCCAAUUUUUCGGAAGCUGUACAAGAUAAUAUGAAAGAUUUGACACAGCAUGGAAAUAUGUCGCAAGUCUCUUUGAAUCCUACAUCAAAAGCUAUAAAUCAUCUUAGUACUGUGCAGUGUAAAAAUAUAUUUAUGAAAACAAAAAGAAAAGAAGAUGGUAUUUUGAUAUCUACUAACGACGAAUGGAAAACUAAUAGUUUAGUUACAGAUCAGGCCAUCAUGCAUGAUAAAUUGACAAGGAAAUGUUGGAAGAAAAAUGAAACAAAAACACAAGUAACGACAAUAAUAAAUGAAUCAAGUACGGAUAAUAUAUCAAAGGAACAUUAUUAUAAGAGCAAGGAAAUUAUAAAAAGCAAGACAGUACAAAAAGAAAAAAAUCCACAGAAAACAUUGAAAACAAAGCAAAUAUUUUCAGAUUAUAUAUCUUUAUCAAAAAUGAAGAAAAUUUUGAAAAAGCAAACUUUUAACAAUGUACAAUAUGUAAAAGGAAAUCUUCGUGUGAAUCCUACUUCUUGUAAAUAUGCUUACUUACGUAUGGAAAAUGAUGAAGAGCGCGAUUUGUUAAUUAUUGGUACCCAUAACAGAAAUCGUGCUUUUAAUGGAGAUUUAGUUGUAGCGCAUGUAAAUCUUGAAAAAUAUUGGUAUAAAUUUCCCAAUGGGCAAAUACAAAAAACUGGUAAAGUUGUUUGUAUAUUAGAGAAAGUACAUUCAAGAAGAGCAAUUGGAUACUUGAGAAAAAAAGAUUCCCUUGUACUGUUUCAUCCAAAAGAUCAAAGAAUACCAUUGGUAGUUCUUGAAUCGAUACCAUCUUUAUAUCAUAGCCAACCUGAGCUUUACAAGAAUAUGAUGUUUCUUGUUAAUAUCGAUUCCUGGGAACAGUUAUAUGCAUCUGGACGAAUUCUUUCGGUAGUCGGUGAAACUGGCGAAAUAGAAACAGAAUUACAGGCAUUAAUACUUGGACAUAAUUUAGAUGUAUCACCAUAUCGAAAAGAGUUAUUGGAAGAACUGCCAGGUAGUGAUUAUAUUUUAACAGAUGCUGAUAUAAAGGAUAGGGAAGAUUGGAGGCAUGAAUGUAUUUUCACGAUAGAUCCUGCAACAGCUAUUGAUAUGGAUGAUGCCAUUUCUUGUAAAGUCUUGGACAAUGGAAACUAUGAAGUUGGAGUGCAUAUAUCGGAUGUUACACACUAUUUAAAAUUUUUUUCCCCGCUAGAUAUGGAAGUUUCUAAACGAGCUACUAGCAUUUAUUUGCCACAUACCACAUACCACAUGUUACCUGAAAAGCUCUGUCAAAUCUGUUCCUUAUCAGCUGGUGAAGAUAAAUUAGCUUUUUCCAUAAUCUGGGAAAUGACAUCAGAUGCUGAAAUUGUGAAACAUCGUUUUGCAAAAACUGUAAUAAGGUCAUGUUGUCAAAUGUCCUAUGACAUGGCUCAAGCCAUGAUUGAAAAUCCAGGAAAGAGUCAGUUCAAAGAUUUUCUCGAUACAAAAGGAAAUUACACAAUGUCGUCAUUGUCCAAUAUAGUGAAUAAUUUAUUUAAAUUAUCCAAUCAAUUGCGAAAUAAACGAUUUGAUAAUGGUGCACUCAGGUUAGAUCAACCAAAGUUACAGAUAUGUAUGGAUACCAUGCUCAGUCAAGAACACAAAAUCCCAAUGCCUGUAAAUUAUCGUCUAGAGGAAAAGAAAGAUAGUAACAGUCUUAUAGAAGAAUUUAUGCUGCUAGCAAACAUAACAGUUGCUGUAAAAUUGUAUACUGCAAUUCCUGAAACAGCUUUAUUACGUAUUCAUAGAGAUCCGUCCAAAUAUUCUCUUAAUACAGUUUGUGAUACAUUGCGAAAAUAUGGAAUUCAUUUGGAUGGCGAAACAGCUAAAAACUUACAGGCCAGCAUCCGUCGCUAUGAUCCAGAAUAUAAUGCUACCUUAGUUAAUAGUUCUAUGAAAUACAUUAUGAUGGUUAUCAUAAAUUUGUGUUCAAAAUCUAUGACGGUAAGAGUUUUUAUAGGUAUUAAUAUUUUUUA